This is a messenger RNA of Podarcis lilfordi (Lilford's wall lizard), 8895 nucleotides long. The record is from the annotation of a GenBank genome assembly. NCBI's taxonomy places the organism in Eukaryota, Metazoa, Chordata, Lepidosauria, Squamata, Lacertidae.
AUGAAUGACUUUCCUUGCCUUUAUGCAAAUGUUGAUGCUGAAUUUCCACUUGAUGUUGUGGAUAUUCGCAACGUUCCCAAGAUUCGUCAAGUAUUUGUUGUUUUUGUGGUUGACCUGGAAUGGUAUGUAGGCUUUCGGUCUUUGCCAGAAUAUGGUGGUGAACAUGCAGCGGUGUCUCUAAUACCAACAGUAUAUCAUAAAUGAAGUGAAACGGUAAAAAUACCAGGUGUUCUGGAAGUUUAUAUUUGACACCUGACGAAAUCUAAUCGAGAGACGACAACAAGUUGUGGUUGAAGUUUCACAUUUAGAAUUUUGAGCAGGGGAAUGGAAUACGACAUUUUGGCAUGUUUCAAAUGGUGGGAAAUGUUUAGUUCCAGUUUUAGCAGAUUGCACCCGGAAAGCCUUCAACAGCUGAUGAGGAACAGAGUUACACCUUACGGGUGCAUAGUUGCACGGCUAUUUCCUGUGUCUACAGGUGAAAUGCCUUAGUGCAAAAUUUGAGAUCUGGGGUGCUCAUGAAAUAAGUUGCUGGACAAAGCACUUGUCAUCUGGCUAACCCUUCAACAGCUAUGGGGCAGGUAGAAAUUCAACAGGUAGGGGCAUUUCCCAUUAGUGCAUCACCUUCUUGGGAAUCAUCGGUUUAAAUUUCUGCUUGUUAUACUGCUGUUAAAAACACAGGAGCUUUGCAUGAAAGAAAAAAAGGGCAACUUUAUUAGGGAUACUGUACAGUGGUACCUUGGGUUACAUACGCUUCAGGUUACAUACAGUUCAGGUUAUAGACUCUGCUAACCCAGAAAUAGUGCUUCAGGUUAAGAACUUUGCUUCAGGAUGAGAACAGAAAUCGUGCUCCGGCGGCGUGGCAGCAGCAGGAGGCCCCAUUAGCUAAAGUGGUGCUUCAGGUUAAGAACAGUUUCAGGUUAAGAACGGACCUCCAGAAUGAAUUAAGUACUUAACCCGAGGUACCACUGUACAUCGUGCAUGAUUUGGAGUGGAAAGAUGAGCUAUCUGAGGAAAGAACUGGAAAAACUGCUGGUUCAAAAAGGGAAAGAUCCAUCAAUAUAAGAUUUUGCAUUUACUUUGAUUUUAUUCUUGCAGAAUCAAUCAUCCUGAGCUCCUUUGUCCCGAUGGCCCUGGGAGAAACAGAGAGGGUGAUUUCUGCCACGGACCAGAGUGGGAUCUUCACCACAGAGGAAACAUCACAAAGCUCCCAGUUUUGUCAGUGAUCACUGAGACCACAACCACCACCCUUGUUUCCUUACCACUUAAUUAUUGGGUGGGGGGUUAGAUCCUCAGGACAAAGGGAUGGGACCAGACUCUCUUUCCCCAGUGCCAUUGCUUCAGCCAAAGUUUGAGUCCGACACAGCUUCUUUGAAGUGUGAAAAUAAAAACAGCCGGGGGAUCCCAUUGUGGAUCCUUCACAUCGCAUGGAGUUUGGCCCCUCAUAACUAAGCCUCAAGCCUGUUUCUGGAAUGUUCUGGAAUGUGACUAGAACGUUCCAGAACGUUGAGAGAACAUGAUGUUGGGAACGAGGUUUUGAGUUCUGUGGUGGGGAAAAGGACAUAAAUGUUCUGUGGAGGGAGAAAAGUGGAUUAUAAAUAAAGACACCCCCCCCAAAAGCGCUGAAGCAGACCUUAUUUUAGGGAUUGCACCUUUCAUCCUGACCUCACUGUUGAUUUCUGUUCCUUUUUUUUAAUUAAAAAAAAAUGUAGACCGGGCAAAAUCUGCCACAAUAAGUCCCUCUGGAAACAUCAGCCAGCUGUUGGGUUCCAGUCUGACUCUCAUCUGUCGUGCUGCGGAUUCGAAUCCUGAUAUACAGUAUAGAUGGUAUUUCAACAACACCGAUGCAAACGUGACAAGCAGCAAUCUGACCAUUGAAUCAAUCUCCUGGAAAAAUGAGGGGACCUAUGUCUGCUGUAUAUCCUACCCUCAAACAAAUGUCACAGCCUAUGCAACUGUAUCUCUGAGGAUAAAAACAGACAAUGGUGAUUUUCUUGGCUAUUCUGUCUGCCGGAGAGUUGCAGGGAGCUCAUUCCAAGUUCAGUCUAAACAUGUUUUCUCAGAAGUAAAUCCCACUAGGUUGUGUCCAAUUAGGUUUCCCUCAGAGUAGUCCCACUGAAGUAGGGCACAAAAGUUGCCGAGCUUUUUAAAUCCCCAAGGAAAUUUGAAGUUUUUGAGCUAUUUCUAAGGAAAUUUGCCCCAAAGUCAACACUUCUGGCGUGGGGGGUUGCCAUACACCCGGGCGCUCCCAGACAUUUUUUUUACAGACUUUCGGAAAUUCAGCAAUUUCCGACGGAUGAAUCCUGGAUAUUUCCGGAUGUAUGGCAGCCUGACACUGAAGUGACUGCGCCCAAUUUAGGGUUCCUCUUUGCCGUAUCCCCACAAGGAAAACCCACAGCUUAUGGCUGAAUUGGAAAAAACAGAAACUGGGUCUUUUUUGGCACAUAUUGUCAUUUGUUCUGAAUUAGCACUAAACAGAGAAAGUCAAAAGAAUUCUGGGAGUUGUAGAUUUUUAAGGGUGCUGAGACCCCCCCCCAAAAAAAAAUUUCCCUCCCAGAGCUACAAUUCCCAGAGCGGUUUAACAACCAAUCCUUCUUAAAUCCAACAGUUUUAAGGUAGAGCAAAUAUAGUAUUAAUAUAUAUUGUUAAUAUUUGGGCUUUCAUUCUCAAGAAAUGAACUAUUCUAAAAGCAUGUAAAUAAUUCCUGUAGGCCAAUAUGAUUUUGAUAGUGCACUAUGAAGCUAAAGAUUUAUUUUUACAAAUUUUAGGGUUUCAGGUGUUAUAUAUUAAGCCUUUACAGAGCUGAUUGUACAAGAAUGUAAAAGCUGCUGUUUUAAAUUCAUCUAGAUUCUUGGACCAACUUUAAGUAUUAAAUCAAUUGCAUGAUUGUGAUAUUAAGCUAGGCAGUUUGGCUGUUAGUGUACUUUUGUACUUGUAAUUCUAAGAAAAGGAAAUUCAAUGCAUAAUAGUACAUUUGAAUUUAUUUGAUGGUGAACAAGUCACCUCUCAAAGCAAUGAAAGGUGUAAUUUUGAUAUUUUAAAAUUAUACAUCUUUGCAUUAGUAAUUUCAUACUGUCUCUUACACAAGGUUUAAAAUAAAUUUUUGUGGGACGGGGUGUGGGGAGGAAGGAGAAGGGGAUUCUGAGCUGUUCGACAGUGGAACAGUCUCCCUCAGGAGCUGGUGGACUCUCUUUCCUUGGGGUCUUCAAGCAGAGGUCGGGUGGCCAUUUGUCAUGGAUGCCUUAGCUGAGAUCCGGGCAUUGGAGGAUGGUUGGCCUAGAUGACCCUUCCAGCUCUACGAUUCUGCGAUUUAUUUUGUUUUUCUUCUGCUUUAAAAAAUAACUUUUUAGAAAAGAGAAGAAACUGCAACUCCCUCCAUCGCUGACCCUGCUUGCUGGGUCCAGCAACCUCUUGAGGGUUUCCUCACGCCAGACUGGCAGGGUGGUACUGCUGCAGCCGCAAAAAAGGGUGAAUGCAGCCCACAGGAUAUGAAAACAGCUUCCCCUUUGUGAUGACAAACGGUGUGUCCUGUGCUGGGUUGCGAUAUCCAUUUCUGACACAUGCGCUGGGAUUGGGCAAAGAAUGCACAAUGAGACAUCUUGCUUAGCCUCUCAAAGCUAGAACAUGAGAAAAGUCUGGCCAAAGACCUAGCUAGUCCGGCGUCCUGUUUUCACAACAGCCACACAGAAAAAUAAAAUAAUAAUAAUAAUGUGUGAGAGAACAAGAAGUAAAAUCAUAGGGGUAAAAAAAGAGGGGGGGGAAUGUUCACACCACUCUUGCUUUUCUGUUCCAGAAACUUCUUCCGCUCAACUGCAGCUGCCUCUGACGGUGUUUGUCGGCAUCGUGUUUGGGUUGGCGGCUGGGAUUACUUUGAUUGGUGCCUUGCUAUACUGUUUCUGUGAGUAAAGCCCUUGAACUGGGAAGACUCGGACUCCUGGGUUCUGUUCCCAAGGGAUGAGUGUUAGGAAUGUCAAAGAGACUCUCGGCUUGCUCUGUAUUUUAACACAAACCUACCUAAUCUGCAGUCCGUGAAACUAUCCUUCAAAGUUAGCUUAUCUUCCUUGAUACGAUACGAUACUCUUUAUUGUCAUUGUCCCAUACAGAACAACGAAAUUGAAAAAGUCUACAUCAGACAUUCAAAAACCAACAAGCCUGCUAUCCCAGCUAUCCCAGCCUGGUUAGCCCCCUAAAAACUCUGAUACCCCAUAAUUAAAUGCAAUAUAUUCCCAUAGAGACUACCUUACACUGCGUUUAAAACCAAAAUCGCAUUUGGAUAGAAACUGUUUCUCAGGCGGCUAGUCCUAGUUUUUAUAACCCUGUACCUUCUUCCAGAAGGCAGAUGCUGAAAGAGAUCAUUUCCGGGGUGUGCACGAUCCUGCGCUAUCUCUGCAGCUUUCUUAUGGCACCUGGAAGCAUAGAUUGGUGAAUCAACGAAAAAUCUUCAAGCCCUGGUCUUUGUGAAAUAUUAUUUAUUUAUUUAUAAAAAAUAGUUACACGUCACUAUUCUUCUUUGUGUCCCUCCUCCACGUGAUGUCCAGAGGGUGGCAACACGAGAACAGGGCUUUUCUGCAGUGGCUUCCCGCUUGUGGAGAGCUCUCCUCCGGGCGGCUCGCCUGACCCCAUCAUUGCAUUUCUUUAGACACCAGGGGAAAACGUUCCUCUUCAGCCAGGCCUUUGACUGAUUGACAUCCGAUGCCCUUUUAAAUCUAUUGUGGGAGGAGGGGUGGGUAAUUGGUUUUGUCCUGUUCUUAACUCUAUCAUGUGUUUUGUGUUUUUAUAUUCUGAUUUUAUGUUGUGAACUACCCCGGAUGAAGGGCGGUAUACAAAUUUAAAUAAUAAGAAUAAAAAAUAUUCAUUUAAAAACCAGAGUGGUUUACAGCAAUUGAACCUGAAACACUACAAUAAAAACCAUAUUAAAAAGUUUUAAAAUCUCUAUAAACAGGGUAACCCAGAAUACUGAGCCAAUGGCACAACAACGGUUUCUUGUUGUUGUCAAUCAGACCUUUGCCAAUUUGAGGAGAGAUCAGUGACACUCCUGUACAUUGUCUCAGUAGUCAAGCUAGGCUAUAAUUAUAAAAGGACCUUGAAUCUGGCCCACUAGACAGAAGAAGUCCUUUUCUCCAUUCUUACCUUAUCUCCAGGUGUCCGCAUUUGGAGGAAGAACCUGCAGCCGCCGCCACCACCACCGAUUUCGACAAUCCCAUCCUUACCUAAGGACUUCUCUCGAUCCAAAAUGCUUGGUAGCAGAACCAGAGAAGUGAGUGAUGUUUGAGACACAUUGCAGCUAGAACAACCAUUUUCACCUGGCACAGCAGAGGUUCAGCUAGUGCCUUCAAACCCAGGGCUGUGGGUUAAACCACAGAGCCUAGGACUUGCCGAUCAGAAGGUCGGCGAUUCGAAUCCCGCGGCGGGGUGAGCUCCCAUUGCUCGGUCCCUGCUCCUGCCAACCUAGCAGUUCGAAAGCAUGUCAAAGUGCAAGUAGAUAAAUAGGUACCGCUCCGGCAGGAAGGUAAACGGCGUUUCCGUGCGCUGCUCUGGUUCGCUAGAAGCGGCUUAGUCCUGCUGGCCACAUGACCCGGAAGCUGUACGCCGGCUCCCUUGGCCAAUAAAGCAAGAUGAGCGCCGCAACCCCAGAGUCGGUCACGACUGGACCUAAUGGUCAGGGGUCCCUUUACCUUUAAGCUACUGAAGGUUAUGGGGCCCUUUAUAUAGCAGGCUUACAUCAUAGGAGCCUACGCAACACAAAACAUUGUUGCUGUAUGUAGGUUUUAUUUUAUUUGUUUGGAAAUGUACAUCCAGUUCUUUUUUCCUUUAAAUUUUUUUGGGCACCCCAAGAGAGUGGGGCCCUAAGCUAUAGCUUGUUUAGCUUAUAUGUAAAUCCGGCACUCCUCAAACCCAGAGCUCAGCCACCCAUCCCUGCCCCAUGACUACCCAGGGAAUGGCAGCUGUUAGGGGCAGCGGCAGUCUUGGCACUGAGAGACAAGAGAGGUUUUUGUUACAUUUGAUUGUAGCACAAACCAACCUCGUUUGCACUCCCUGAAUUAAUACCUGAACCCUGAAUUAUUCUGUGCAUUUCUUCAAGCAAAAACACUGUGCACCAAAGGGCAUUUAUUAGUUAAAACAUACACGCUAUGUGUAUGAAGACUUAAUUCUGUGGGUUUUUUGGGGAGGAGGGGAAUGCAUUUAUAUGUUAAAGUAAACCACACACAAGGGACGCGGGUGGUGCUGUGGGUUAAACUACAGAGCCUAGGACUUGCCGAUUGGCAGUUUGAACCCCCGCGACAGGGUGAGCUCCCAUUGCUCGGUCCCUGCUCCUGCCAACCUAGCAGUUUGAAAGCACUUCAAAGUGCAAGUAGAUAAAUAGGUACCGCUCCGGCGGGAAGGUAAACGGCGUUUCCGUGCGCUGCUCUGGUUCGCCAGAAGCACUUCCAGCCCUCCACAGAAUUGCUUCUGCAACCUAGGAAACUUUCCUGUUUUCCUUUGUUUCAGACCAAGCUUGAGAACCCUGCUGAGCCCAGCACCAUCUACCAGGUAAGUGUACACUUCCAGACUUGGGAAGAAAGAGACUAAGGGAAAGAGAAUGAAAUAGAGCCUGCCGCUCUUUUUGGCAAGCCAGCCGUGAGUCCGUUCUGGACUGUCUAGUCUGCUAGACGUGACACGAGACAAAACCCACCACCACCCACUGCUGUCUGUGGCUUUUACGGGCACAAAGUUUGCGCAGCCGCCCUGCUGCCUAGGCAAAGAAUUACGACAGCGGUGGUUGUGUUGUUGUUGUUUUUAUGUUCCUUUGGCAAGGCUGACUCAUGCCACACUGUGACGCAGGGUUUGCUCAUUGCAUGACUCAGCGGAUGGCUCAGAGCCUAACUGGCCAUCGUUCUGCUUGUGGGGGAAGAAUCCUGCCCACGCUGACUGCCCCGUGCAGGAUCCUGCCUUGUUUUGAGUCAGCAUUACCCACUCAAGUCUCGCGGUCACCCACCCAAAUACCUGGUGCCUUGCGAAUGUUCUUGGACCACAGCCCUAAACUGGAGAUCUCCGGCGCAAUAUGAUCUCAGGCUGCUUUUGGAGACAGUUUGGAAACUGCAGAUGGUGCAGAAUUUGGCGGACAGAUUGGUGUUGGCCUUGCAGAGGUCAGCAGGAGGCUGGGGAAAAGGCUGGCUUGCUGAUGUUUUCUCAUGCUCUGAUGGGUAGGGCCCAAUAGCUUCAAUUUACAGUGGCACCUCGGGUUACAUACGCUUCAGGUUACAGACUCCGAUAACCCAGAAAUAGUGCUUCAGGAUAAGAACUUUGCUUCAGGAUGAGAACAGAAAUCGGGCUCCCGCAGUGCGGCAGCAGCAGGAGGCCCCAUUAGCUAAAGUGGUCUUCAGGUUAAGAACAGUUUCAGGUUAAGUACGGACCUCCAGAAUGAAUUAAGUACUUAACCCGAGGUACCACUGUACAAGGAACUACCAAAAGGAUUAAGGUUUUCAAUGACAUUUUUUAGGUUAUAUUUUAGUGAUCAAGAUUUAAUAUAUAUUUUUAACUGCCACUAUAUCUGAAUAGUCUCUGUUACACCCAAUCGCAAUUCAGUGUAUUCCUGUUGUGUUUUAUGGUUUUCCUGAUAUUGUAAGUGAGCUGGAACUGUGACCGUAAUAAUAAAAUUCAUUCAUUCAAUUUACAAGGAAGGGGAUUCUGAGUGAAAAAAGCUGUCUGACAGUAAGAGCUGUCCGACAGGAGGUUGUGAACUCCUUCACUGGAGUUUUUUAAGCUGAGGUUGGAUGGUCAAUCAACAGGGAAGCUCCAGCUGAGAUGAACCUCGGGGUCCCUUCCAACUGUACAAUUCUAUGAUUUCAUGAUUGUACUCCGACACGCAGCAGCUCACUCAGGCCCCGAUUCUAUGGCAGAAUGGUCGGCUAGGCCUACUGUCUUAAGAUCCCUUUAACAGGAGAGGGAUGAACCUAGGCGUCAGGUGUGGAUUGCAACGGUGGUCUAUGCCCCCCCCAAAGUUGGUUAAGCGUGCAAGGCAGGCAGAUCAAACCCACAGCUGAACUGUCUCAACCUUUUGUCUUCAGGAGGUGCUGUGUGAUGAUGGGGCUGUGUAUCAGGAACUGGAGAGGUAAGCCUCCCCCCCUCCGUUUCUGUGACUUCUCCUGGCUUUGGAAAGGAGGAAGGAGGACUCUGAGAUGGCACUCCCAUGGCUCAGAGCCCAGUGUACAGCCCUAAACCUGCCCCUGCCACCUUUCCGCAUACAGAAGGUGACUGUACCAGCAGUUGAAAAUUUAACUUCUAGAGAACAUAACUCUAGUGAAGGGGCAAUGCCUUCCCCUGCCCCUUGGGGGCAGCAGGAUAACUUAGGGGGCACUGGGCACCCACAGUUCUGCCCUGCCCCACAGGAGCUCACUGCAGCUUAUUGCCUGCCCCACCCCACAUUUCCUGCACGUGCAUUUCCUCAAAUCCCAUCGCUGAGUUUUUGGCAUUGGAAAUAAAUUCUGGGCCAGAUCCUGCGCCCUUGACACACAUUCUCUCUCUCUCUCUCUCUCUCUCUCUCUCUCUCUCUCCAGGUGAUUUCCGAGUGUAGCAUCUACUGCAUAGCAAUAAGGACUUACGAUACCUUCUCCCAGCUGAACGUUUCUGCCUAGAUGCCUGUCAGCUGCAAACCCCAGCCAGGCCCUCUUUGAUAUACCUGCCGUAAAAACCCAGACUCUUCUCUAAAUAUAGUGCUUUAAUUACAUGGCAUGAACGUGGCCUUAAUGUGCAUCCCUGCAGAUCAUUCUGAGGUAGAACUUUGAACGGUUUCAUCUUCAAUGUGUUGUUGUGUGGUUUUUUUUUUACUUUAAAAGAAAAACGCAUUAGACUCUUUGUGCUUGUUUGCUUAAAUAUCAAAACGGUUAGAGAAAAUGCAUUAAACAAUUCAUAUUUCAC